Pseudogymnoascus verrucosus is the source of this 774-nucleotide messenger RNA. RefSeq lists its product as uncharacterized. NCBI's taxonomy places the organism in Eukaryota, Fungi, Ascomycota, Leotiomycetes, Thelebolales, Thelebolaceae. The record is from RefSeq and is a predicted model, not a curated record. The transcript has 3 exons. The coding region runs from base 1 to 267 and encodes 88 amino acids.
AUGGCGGACGCCGGGAAAGAUCCUAUCAAUGAUGAGGCGAAGAGGGAUGCUGCUGCGAGUAUAGCUAAGGCUUUCCAAGAUGUUCAGGCCGGCGAGGAAGCAGCGAGACAGGCGGAGGAGAGGUUAAGCAGGUUAGAAGCCAAGAUUGAGGAACUGCUUGCUAGUGCUGAGGCGGGGAUUGAAGGGAAGGAGGGGUUGGGAGAGGAGAUGGGGAGGGUGGUGGAAGAGUUGAGGGGGUUGGAGGGGGGGAAGGAGGAGAAAUCGUGAUGUCUGGGAUGGAAGGGGGAUUAUUGGUUAUGGGGAUUGCAGUGUGGAUGGGGGGAAUAAGAAGUCAUCAACAACUUCUCUGAGGAUAUCACAUUCAUGGAAAUAACGACUGAGAGAUGUAGACAUUCGCUGGGAUAGUAAGGUGGUCUGACUAGGAGAGACUCUACGCAGGAGUUUCUCCUGCUCUGACUACUAUAGUAUUCUAGCGAACGCCUGCGUCUGUCUCGCGCACAACUGGGAUGGUAGUCGCUGAAAAAGGUUCUAUAGCGCUGCCCUAAUCUUAGCUCUGAAGCCGAAGAUUGGGAUUGGGAUUGGAAUACCCCUUGACAAACUCUACACCACCACUGCGCCAAUCUAAGCCUGCCAGAUGACAAUCCUUCCAUCCACACCACUCGCUGCACACAUGUAUUAGCCCACAUCCUCCACACACCCAUCAAACGGUCACAACAAAGAAAGGACUCAAACUCACUCGAAAACUUCCUCACCACCCCCCCUUCCCCUUCAUAG